CUCCCAUUUGAAGAUUUCUUAUAAGAUGACUCAUGCCAAAAGGUUAUUUAAUAUCCUCGAGUUGGGCUUUUGAAGAUAGUGUUUGAACAGGGAGGUAAGCCAUAACUGCCUCUGUGAUACGUAGAGCCGACAACCAGCUCGUCUAAACACUGUGAGCAUUACACUGGCAUCACUAUGACUCUCUCUAACAACUCUACGGCGAUGCCACCAACUUCCAUCAACUAUUCGUCUAUAAGUUCUACAAUGUCAAGUCUAGUUACUACGUUGAUGUCGACGGAGAACACGAGCUAUGCGAGCGGCAGCUUCWAUGCAACGACGCCUCCACCUCGGCAACGGAGUUCCUGUCCAAUGCAUGUGGACACCGACGAAGAAAAACUUUUUAAGAUAAUUGGUUAUUGUAUCAUUCUGGUCUUAUCGCUGGUUGGAAACGUCCUUAUCAUAGCAGUGAUUCUUGGCAACAAGAAAAUGAAAAGGUCAACCAACUACUUUAUCCUCAACAUGGCUAUCUCUGAUUUGGCCGUUCCUGUUCUCAUCAUUCCUUCGGCUAUUUCAGAGCUUGAACUAGGCAUGUACGGCUGGAUGAUUGAUGGGGACUUCGGAAUGGUACUGUGCAAAGUGACGAGCUUCCUUCAAGAUGUCUCCGUCACAGUCUCCAUCGCCAGCCUGAUCUUGAUUACUGUGGAUCGAUUCUUUGCCGUUGUCUUUCCCAUGAAGCAUCACAUCAUGUCAGGAUUUGUUUGCAAGAUUGCCAUUGCUCUAUCGUGGCUAUUUGGCAUGAGCUUGCAUGGCAUCUACUUAUACACUAUAGUCAUUUAUAGACAUCCUAAAACGAAUAGGCUGGUUUGUAUCAACCGGUGGGACAGGCUUGGUUCGUCGGGGGUCGAAAUACAAAAAAAGUACUUCGCAACAUUAUUCUUUCUUAUUAAUGUGCUUCCAUUCCUGGGAAUGACAACGGCAUACACCAUAAUCUACAUCAACCUAAAGAGGCAAAACGUUCCUUUGGGAGACUCACUGACUGACCGCCAGAAAAGACAGAGAGCACUAAGGGAAAGGAAAGUACUUCUAAUGGCUGUAGCAAUAGUCGCAUCUUUCGCGGUUCUGUGGGCUCCCCACAAUACGUUAUCAUUUUUGUACUUGUUUGUCUAUACUAAAAAUCGUCCAUGUUGGAUCAAGAAUUAUGCAAUAAUUGGAUUUUACUUAGCUUUUGCCAAUGCAGCGGUUAACCCUUGCAUUUGCUUCAUAUUCAGUGAAAAUUUCCGACAGGGAUUCAAGGAAUUGCUCGUUAAAGCAGGUAUUUUCAGACGCCGCAACAUCGGUCGACAGCAAACCACACAGAUCAGCAUGACAAACCAAUCUCGAUAUAACAAAGCAUACGACGACCAGGAGACAAAACAAGACGAGUCUUAACCACUGCGAACUCUCCUUGAUCAUCGAACACUGAUUCUUUUAUUUUGAAGAUUUCGCUUUGAUCUGUACAUAAUAACUUUUUUUCAGCUUUCAAAAUCCCACUUUUUCCAUCCCUUUGACUUGAUUGUUAUUCACACACGCAUUCGUCCGUUAACUUUUUUGGCAUGAAUUUUAUAAAUUCAAGAGGUUACGCACUUCAAGAUAUGUUAUUCUGAAGUUUUUGGCCUGACAAAAACUUUUGUUUUUGUAUUUAUAUUCUCAGAUUAUCGAACUAACUGAAUUAUUAUGAUAUUCUUCGAAUAUAAUAUAGUAAACUUUUAUGUAUUUGUUCAUGUUAAAAAGAUAGGACCUCUCACGACGGCUGCAGGAUUCAUAAUGCGCCAGUGCCGCGUACGCGUCGUUUUCCCGCCUUGUCAGAUUUAAACUUAAGAGCUUUUCGUUUUUUGGGGGGAAAUAUGUAUC
Molecule: messenger RNA, 1869 nt
Organism: Actinia tenebrosa (Australian red waratah sea anemone)
Lineage: Eukaryota; Metazoa; Cnidaria; Anthozoa; Actiniaria; Actiniidae
Product: RYamide receptor-like
Biological process (GO): G protein-coupled receptor signaling pathway
Cellular component (GO): plasma membrane
Molecular function (GO): G protein-coupled receptor activity
Source: RefSeq, a predicted model, not a curated record